AUGGGCUCCAGUCAGAAAAAGAAAAACGAAAAGAAGAAGGACUUCCAGAAAACGAAGCUCAAGGUUGGAAAGAAGAAGGCAGCCCCUUCGAAUUUUACGAAUACAAGCUUCAAAUCGAAAGCAAUCGUUUUAAAUCAACAGUCGCUUUCGACCAGUGCACCAUCCGAAUCGUCUCAAUUCACCCAUUCGCUGUCCCUACUAGGCUCUAAGACGGAUACCCAGCGCAAGGAAUCCUUGUCCCAUCUCACCACCGCUGUUGCAUCGAGGCCGGUGGAUUCACCGCUUCCACGACCAGUAGGAGUUAUCCUACCGCUCCUAUUCCCCUUAAUUCUGGACGGGAAUAAUGGAGUGCGAACACAACUACUUAAGCUGUUGAAGGUGUUCCCUCAAACCGACCUGGAAGGCCAUGCAGCUGCAUUUUUACCUUAUCUUCGAGCGGGAAUGACACAUUUGGCGGCAGAUAUCAGGCUAUCAUCAGUGGAAAUUCUCUCUUGGUUGCUCUCUAUUGCUGGACAGGAACUAGUAUCUGCUGCAGGAGGCUGGGUUAAAACGCUUAAUUGCUUCCUUUCACUUCUGGGAUGGCACACCGAAGCCUCGACAAAGUGGUCUUCCAAUAAGACCUCAUUUGGGAAGUCUGGGAGCGAAGGAAAACUAACGGCGAGGGCCCUACAAAUAUUUGCCGAGUUCCUGCAGGCAGGGAUUGGCAGGCCUGAUGCGCAGAGCCUAUUAGCGGAGGGGCAAGGGGUAAAUGAUAGCCAAGCUUGUUUCCCACUCCGCCAUGUUCAAUAUCACCUUCUACCGACAAAGCCGUCUCCGUUCGCCUACCUCGACCUAUUCGGCAGUAUUAAAAACGAGGAAGGGGACAUGUAUGAAUCUCGUGAAGACCGAUUAAGAGUUUUUACGCAGAAUUUUCACCUUCCGGUUCAACGUGGACUUGAUGCUGCCCGACAGGAUGGGGGUGAAAUUGGUCGAGUUUCCGCCGGAGCCAGAAAAGUACUUAGGGAAUGCAACUUGUCUAUCCCGUGA
Messenger RNA from Nannizzia gypsea CBS 118893, 1026 nucleotides. Its product is annotated as pre-rRNA-processing protein ipi1. The coding region runs from base 1 to 1026 and encodes 341 amino acids. The transcript is spliced from 3 exons. The record is from RefSeq and is a predicted model, not a curated record. Gene Ontology annotation, biological process: rRNA processing. Gene Ontology annotation, cellular component: nucleus. NCBI's taxonomy places the organism in Eukaryota, Fungi, Ascomycota, Eurotiomycetes, Onygenales, Arthrodermataceae.